Messenger RNA from Epinephelus lanceolatus (giant grouper), 1265 nucleotides. RefSeq names its product apoptosis regulator BAX-like. The record is from RefSeq and is a predicted model, not a curated record. Gene Ontology annotation, cellular component: mitochondrial outer membrane. Gene Ontology annotation, biological process: regulation of apoptotic process; extrinsic apoptotic signaling pathway in absence of ligand; intrinsic apoptotic signaling pathway in response to DNA damage. NCBI's taxonomy places the organism in Eukaryota, Metazoa, Chordata, Actinopteri, Perciformes, Serranidae. Gene Ontology annotation, molecular function: BH domain binding; channel activity.
AAGACUGACAGUGCGGUUUGAAACUAAAAGUGAGACGAAUGUCCGGUGUAAAGAAAAUAAAGAAAACUGUACAUGAUGUACAUAAGAUGUAUCAAGUUUCGGUUUCUACACGGAUGUAUUUAAGUCACGGACAGUUGAUAUGCGCCGCCCAUUACGGUCUGGAGUUGUUCUUCGAGCAGUAAUGUACAGUUUCUGUUUUAUCUAUUCGUGCAGCAUUGUUCUUUAUAACCUACAUGCUGUUUUAUCAGGUGGCUUUGUUCAUCAUCGCCUGAAGUUUUAUUUGACACUGAAGGAAGGGAAGCAGAGUUCCUGAGAGAGCAAGAGUUUCUCUACAAGUUUUUUUUUUUAAUUAAUUAUUGCUGUUUUCUUUGAGACAUGGCGAGUGAAGGAAACGGCAUGUCCGACGCAAGGAUAGGAGAGGCCCUCAUUAAAGAGGUCAUAGAGGAGGAAUUGAAGGAUGUGCCCUCAGAAGACAUCCCGUCUCUCACUCAGCUGGCUGUCCCAGUAAGGACUGAGCAGGAGCAGAAGAUUGUGACCCAGCUCAGCAAAAUGAUCCGUAUCAUUGGUGACAGGGUCCAAGACGACAAGGAGUUCCAAGAUGCAAUAGAUGGGAUGGCUUGUUCCUCCGGCUCUAAAUGGGACUGCUUUAAGCAAGUGGCAGACAAAGUGUUUGAACAUGGAAUCACCUGGGAGAGGAUUGCUGUGCUCUUCUACGUUGCAGGCAAGCUGGCUCUCAAGAUGGCGGAGGCUCAUCUCCCUCAGUCAGUGAGGGAGAUUCUGAUGUGGACAGUGGAUUUUUUCAGAAACCAUCUACUGGGCUGGAUUCGGGAACAUGGAGGAUGGAUCAACAGUUUCUCUGAGCUGGCGGUGGCGUCCAUGCAGAGGGUGUCAUUGAUGAGCUCUCACACCUACGGCCUCACCCUUAUCUUUGUUGCCGGGCUGGCUUUAGGAAGCAUCAUCACCUGGAGAUUGGCCAAACAGCUUUGAGGCACAAGCACACACAUUUACACACAAAUAUUCGCAGAUACCUGAACAUUGGGGACCCAAACCUGGGUCCCCAAUGUUCUCAAAAAGUAAUUCUAGGCGUUUACCUAAAAGGUGGUAUUUGACCUGACUAUAGAAUGUUUACAGGAGGGUUUAUUAUUCAGUGUUGUCAUGUGACAGCAAAGUUCCCAGCUGUUAUGUCCUGAGGGGUAUUCCAGAAAGUGGGUUUAGUGAAAACUCUGAGUAUGUUAAGCCCGAAAUGAGGGAAACUCUGGGUUUUC